This is a messenger RNA of Colletotrichum navitas, 669 nucleotides long. RefSeq lists its product as uncharacterized. The record is from RefSeq and is a predicted model, not a curated record. The coding region runs from base 112 to 573 and encodes 153 amino acids. NCBI's taxonomy places the organism in Eukaryota, Fungi, Ascomycota, Sordariomycetes, Glomerellales, Glomerellaceae. The transcript has a single exon.
UACCCCAAAGCACUUUACAUACAACAACGGAACAUAUUGAGCGGCCGAAUGGGGAUCCCAUGGCGCCUCGGGUCGCGCUUGGUUUGGCUCGGGAUGUGUUGAACUCUGCAAAUGAGCGGAGCACGAAAAACAAGACAGAGGGAGAGCGACGGAGGGGAGGGCCAGUUGUUGAUGGCGAGCCGAUUUGUAUUAUACCGAAUCAAAUUCGAGAAGGCCGGCGAAGAGCCGGCGAUGAUCUACCUACGCUCUGUGCAUGUUCUGCAACUUGUGACUGGAGAAGUCUGUAACCCCUUGAACAUGGCCAUUCUAUUGCCCAACCAGAUUGUUAGUUGGGAGGCUGGAAGUUGUCCGGCAGAGUGUCUGUGUGCAUUGAUUGCCACUCAACCUUCCAAAGGGAUGAACAUUCCUUUUUUCCCCCUUUCUUUGUCUCUUUCCCUGUGCCCCCUAUCUCCCGGCCGCCUCCCUCCGGGGUCUCACAAGCAGAGCGGGUAUAAGUCGGCAUCCCCACCCCUCCGAGGCGAGGAACACCCCCCUUCCCCUUUAUUUAUACCCUUUAUUCGUAUCUUUGCUUAGCAUUAGCUGGGUGUCUAGAAUAUGGGACGAGCCGAACCGCCACCCCCUUUUUUUUCCGCGUCGUCCCUGAUUUUCCGGGUUCCUGGGUCCCCGAGU